Messenger RNA from Grammomys surdaster, 473 nucleotides. Its product is annotated as myosin-binding protein C, fast-type-like. The transcript has 4 exons. The record is from RefSeq and is a predicted model, not a curated record. Lineage: Eukaryota; Metazoa; Chordata; Mammalia; Rodentia; Muridae. The coding region runs from base 57 to 473 and encodes 138 amino acids.
UGCUAGGCUAGAGCCACUGCAGUCCCAAGUCCUGGGAGCGGGAGAAGGUCGCCGACAUGCCUGAGGCUAAACCAGCGGCCAAAAAGGCCCCCAAAGGCAAGGAUGCCCCAAAGGAAGCCCCAGCACAGCAGACUCCUGCAGAGUCCCCCAAAGAGGCCCCACCUGAGGACCAAUCCCCAACUGCAGAGGAGCCCACAGGCAUCUUCCUGAAAAAGCCAGACUCUGUGUCAGUGGAGACUGGAAAGGACGCGGUGAUUCAGGCCAAGGUGAACGGGAAGGAGCUCCCAGGCAAGCCCACCAUCAAGUGGUUCAAGGGAAAAUGGCAGGAGCUGGGCAGCAAGAGCGGAGCUAGAUUCAUCUUCAAGGAAUCCCAUGAUUCUGCCAGCAAUGUGAGACCCACGAUAGGACCAGAGGCGGGGCUGACUACCGAGCCGGUGCUAAUGGAGCUUUGGCACCCCCUAGAGGGUGGCUGA